UGAAAGUUUGUAGCAAAGUUAACGAACAUUUGCCUUUAUCUACACGUGGCAUUUCCUUUCAUUGACAUUUUUCUUUCGUACGUGAAUAGUUGUUUAUGCACGUCCACAUAGAAAUAAUUCAGCUGAAGUUGCCCAAAAGUGCUCAGUAAACCAAAUAGUCCAAACAGGGCAUAAAGAAGAAGUGCCUUUCAGAUAAGAUGUCCUCCUCCACUACCCCUUAUGUCCUCCUAAAUACGGGGGUUCAGAUGCCCCUCCUGGGUUUGGGGACCUACAAGUUGGUGGCUCCUGAUGAUGUCUACCUGGCUGUGGAUGCAGCACUGGUUGCUGGUUAUCGGGCCUUUGAUAGUGCAGCUGUCUAUGAGAAUGAAGCCGCUUUGGGCCGAGCCCUGAAGGAGCUCCUGCCCAAACAUGGCUUAACCAGAGAGGAUGUAUUCAUAACAAGUAAACUGGGCUCCAAGGAUCAGGGUGAGAGGACCAUGGAAGGAGCCCUCGACAGCCUGUCUCAGCUGGACCUGGGUUACAUUGACCUCUACCUGAUCCACUGGCCGGGCACACAGGGUCUGGCAGUGUCUGACCAACGCAACCCAGGCAACAGAGCUCAGAGUUGGGCCACAUUGGAGGAGCUGCAUGCCCAGGGGAAGCUGAAGGCCAUAGGAGUGUCCAACUACACACCAGCACACAUGAGAGAACUGAUGAAGAGCUGCAAAAUCCCUCCUGCAGUGCUACAGGUAGAAUUUCACCCACGGCUGUGCCAGACAGAGCUGAGGAGUGUGUGUGAGGAGUAUGGAGUGUGUUUUCAAGCCUACUCCUCCUUAGGAAAAGGAGCUCUGGUCACUGACCCUGUGGUCAUGGAGGUGGCCAAGAGUUGUGAACGCACACCUGCACAGGUGCUGUUGCGCUGGGCUGUGCAGCAGGGUGUCCCAGUGCUCCCCAAGUCUUCGAAUCCAGACAGGAUAAAGGACAAUGCCGCGCUUUUUGACUUCACACUGAGUGACACGGACAUGGACAGACUGUCGGCUUUGGACUGUGGGCAAAAGUACUGCAGGGAUUCAUCCGAAGUGGUUUAACAGACCACUGGGAACAAACUUCAUCCUCCAUGAUGCCGUUUUAACGCUGUUGUUACUCAGAUCUGACUGGUAGUAAUGCAGUGCUGGGAAACCACCACCAGAAAAAGUGGGAAAUUGGAGUUUAGACACAGACAUCUCGGUCAAUGAAAACUCUCUGGUUUGCCAGCAGAUUUUCCAGAACAAAUGCUCUGGGCUAAUGUAUUGAGAAUUUAGAUAAAUGUAUGUACUGAGACAUCUGAGAGCGCAAGUAACAUUUUGGAUGAAUCGCUGGGGGCCUUUUCAGCCAGUAACCUCUAUUUGUGAUGCCUACUGACCAAAAACGUUUUCUGUUAAUUAGACAUUGUCAGUUUGCCAUCAUUUUAGAACUAUCUCCAUAUUCUUUGUUGCCUGAUACUGUUCUUUAAUCUUAUUCUUACAAAUGAAAAGUAUGGCUCAUGUGUUCGCUUUAUUGUUUCAACUGUCUAUGAUUUGUCUCAAAUUUGCAAUGAAAAAAUUAUGAAAUCUGUUCUCUGUACUGGAGAAUUUUACAAGAAUUACAUAAGAGACAGACUUAAAAAACACUUUUUAAAUGGUUUAUUGAGGACAGCAUGCACCAGAAGUUUUACAGCUGUAUUUACAAA
Molecule: messenger RNA, 1687 nt
Organism: Chelmon rostratus (copperband butterflyfish)
Lineage: Eukaryota; Metazoa; Chordata; Actinopteri; Chaetodontiformes; Chaetodontidae
Exons: 6
Coding region: 198-1067 (289 amino acids)
Molecular function (GO): oxidoreductase activity
Source: RefSeq, a predicted model, not a curated record